AUGGCGUCUCAGACCUGGAACGAUGCAGAUCAGUAUUGGGAAAUUGCAAGUGAACCUCGACUGAGGCUGCUUCACACCGCCUCUACUUCUCUACGUUCUCAGCUUGCUUCGAAGCGCGAGGCUCUAGAGGUCGAGAGGCAAGCUGUCAAGCGGGUCUUGUGCAAACUCGAUACGUCCUUGAACGAGUUGCAGCCCGUGAAUUUGUUGCCGUCGGAUGUUCUGACGCACAUAUUCCUACUCGUCAAAGAAAGUUUUGCGGAAUCCCUCAAGCCGUUUACCUCAUCAAUCAUCAAGCCCAAGAUCUUUCCUCCGCGAUGGUUUAGUUUGGUGCACGUCUGCAAACGAUGGAGAUCGGAGGCAUUGUCUCUUCCGUCUCUUUGGUGCCACCUCACGACCUCUAUGGGCCCCAAGGCGCUCAAAGAGUUCAUCCGAUUGAGCCAGGACGCGUCGCUCUCCCUCGUCUUGGAGAAUAAGCGAUACAAGAACACUACGGAGCGGCUAGAUCUCAUAUUCGUUCCAGGCGUGCUUGAUCGCACACAGCAACUCGUAGUCGCUUACGGUCGCCUUGGACCUAAACCGCAAUUGUACAUCCCAUACCUGGCACACCCUAUGCCACGACUGGAGUCCUUCAUCUACCGACACGCCGCCCGGGAUGCGGAGCCACCCAACAAUCUAUUCAACGGUAUCGCCCCGAGACUGAAAUCUCUCGUACUCGAACUUCUCCCCGGGCUACCUCAACCUUCUUACCUCUUUCGCAAUCUUCGUGUCUUCUCUUUGAUUACUGGAACGAGCACUGGUGCUUUUGCGCAUGCCCCAUCGUCCAGGUUGUUCGAGCUUCUGGAAACCAUGCCUCUUCUCGAAUGCCUAGAACUGAGAAACACACUUCCCGCCGAACCUUUCACACCAUAUUACGCCCUACCUUUACCCCGGCCGCACCUCAAGACGUUGAUAUUGGAAGGUCCCAUAUUAGCGUGCAUAUGCGUCGUGCGCGCAUUCCACUUACCGCGCGACUGUGCGACCGAUAUCGACUGUGACGCUUCGGCAACUUCCGUGGAAGCCUUCGACGGGCUUGUCGAUGCCUUAUGCAACGCUGGGUUGGGGGGUAUUGCACCCCGCACCCUCUUGAUCAGAAGCCAUUCUAGGGGUAAUUUCCACCUUACGGCAUAUGCGGAUGCUGUCGAACCUGAAUUCCUGCGCGCCAGGUCAGGCUAUGAACCUCGUGAACCUCCGGCACCAAUCUUUGGUGUCUACAUACGCGGGCUCGCCGUCGUCGAUAAUUCGAGCAUCCCGUCGCUCAUUACCACCGUCUGCAAGCAAAUUAUCCCCUUAGAACGUCUCGAGGCGCUCAGCAUAUCCAUCGAUAUGGCCGAGUUUCAGAUGACGGGUGGGCCUACGGCGAGUAGUGAGCUCACAGAACUGUGGCACAGUUUGCUAGGCCCGUGCUCGCAUUUGCACGAUGUGGCAUGCGCCGGCGCACCAGCAUACGUCCUGCUACGCGAGCUGGCCGCCACACGAGAGGCGUCGCGCUUUCUUCCCACGCUAAAGCUGCUCAUCUUCGACGAAGAUAACCUCUCACGCUAA
Messenger RNA from Peniophora sp. CBMAI 1063, 1581 nucleotides. The record is from the annotation of a GenBank genome assembly. NCBI's taxonomy places the organism in Eukaryota, Fungi, Basidiomycota, Agaricomycetes, Russulales, Peniophoraceae.